Cucurbita pepo subsp. pepo (vegetable marrow) is the source of this 822-nucleotide messenger RNA. RefSeq lists its product as uncharacterized. Lineage: Eukaryota; Viridiplantae; Streptophyta; Magnoliopsida; Cucurbitales; Cucurbitaceae. The record is from RefSeq and is a predicted model, not a curated record.
AUGGCCAAAAUUACUUACAAGGUUGGAGGCUUGGCUCUUGUUCUGGCAUUUUUGAUUGUGGGAUUUGCUGAAAGCCGGAAGUUGGAGAAGGAGACGCUUGGUGGUGGUCUUGGCGGUGGUGCUGGUGGUGGGUUUGGAGGUGGAGCUGGAGCCGGAGCUGGAGGUGGCCUUGGUGGUGGUUUUGGAGGUGGGCAUGGCGGUGGAUUAGGAGGUGGAGGUGGAUUAGGAGGCGGCGGUGGAUUAGGAGGCGGAGCUGGAGGUGGAUUCGGAGGUGGCCAUGGCGGCGGAAUUGGAGGGGGAGGUGGAUUAGGAGGCGGAGCUGGAGGUGGAUUUGGAGGUGGUAAAGGAGGUGGAUUUGGAGGUGGAGCUGGAGGUGGAGCUGGUGGCGGAGCAGGCGGUGGUUUUGGAGGCGGAGCUGGUGGGGGAGCGGGAGGUGGUUUCGGAGGUGGUAAAGGAGGUGGUUUCGGAGGCGGAGCGGGAGGCGGAGCAGGAGGCGGAGCAGGAGGUGGGUUUGGAGGCGGAGCAGGAGGUGGAGCUGGUGGUGGAGCAGGAGGCGGUUUCGGAGGUGGCCAUGGAGGCGGAGCGGGAGGUGGAUUUGGAGGCGGAGCGGGAGGUGGAUUUGGAGGCGGAGCUGGUGGAGGAGCAGGAGGGGGCUUUGGAGGCGGAGCUGGCGGGGGAGCAGGAGGUGGUUUCGGAGGAGGCCAUGGGGGCGGAGCAGGAGGAGGUUUUGGAGGUGGUAAAGGAGGUGGAUUUGGAGGCGGAGCAGGUGGAGGAGGAGGCUUUGGUGGCGGUUCAGGGGGAGGAUUCGGUGGCAGAGUCUAA